This is a messenger RNA of Pseudomassariella vexata, 897 nucleotides long. RefSeq lists its product as uncharacterized. The record is from RefSeq and is a predicted model, not a curated record. The coding region runs from base 1 to 897 and encodes 298 amino acids. Lineage: Eukaryota; Fungi; Ascomycota; Sordariomycetes; Amphisphaeriales; Pseudomassariaceae. The transcript has a single exon.
AUGGUAAGCUCCUCUGGGACGGGCUCGUCGUCUUACCCAACCAGCAGCAGCAGCAUCACAUCUGGAUCUUCGACUCUUCCCACUUCAUCGGGUUCCAGCGCAACAAGCACAAGCGCAACAGGCACCGGUUCCACAAUCAUCAGCUCGACUGGUACUACUUCAGUGGUGACCAGAUCGACAGAAACCGGCUCCACAGGCAGCACCUUGACAGGAACCAUGUCAACAGAUACCAGCAGUUCCAGCGCGACCGACACAGCGAGCAUUCCAGAGACUAGCCCUCCAACUUAUUCGACUACUACUGUCACUGACACAACAGUGACCAUUUCCAGUCCUUCAAGCACGGGUAACGGCACGUCAGGUACAUUGCCGGCCACAGGUAGUUCCUCAACUCUCAGGACAACAUUGACAACGACUGAUACCGUCACCUACCCUUCUUCAACUGGCUAUUCGAACACUGUGUCCACCCGAGGCUCAUCCACUUUCACAGGGUCGAGUUCCACCCGAGGCACGUCAUCUUCGCCUAUUUCCAGUGGUACAACCACGCCAACAGCUUCCACGGGGACCACGUCGGUGCCUAGCUUGACGUCGUCGACUGUGACUAUAACAGCAAGUACCGCAACAGUGAGCGAAUACUGCUCGACCGUCACAGUGUACGGUGGUAACCCAAUCACUUACUGCCUACCUGCCACCACACCGACAUCAUUCGCCACGAGCACCAUCAAGUCUCCCAGUGGUGGAAAUCAAUGGAGCAACGGCGGAAACAACGGAGGGCCCAAAGACAUCAACGGCAAAGAUAAUGCUGACAACAACAAGAACAGGAGCGUCUGGGACAAAAUCUUGAAGCUCCUCAAGUCCGCCCAGAGCAAGAAGCAAGGCAAGGGCAAGAGCCACAACUAA